AUGUGGAUUGUUUCUGGGCGGAAUAUGUGUUGCGGUCCGCAUCGGUUUGCAGCAGCAGCAAUCGAACGAACGGAAGAACGAACGGCAACAAUCUCUCCGAACCUGUUCACCAGACCCUUCGGCGACGGACCUACGUGGAUCCGGUCGUGCGACGACAUCCCCGCCGAGGCUACCUUGGCCGGAACCACGCUCACCAUCCUCUCGUCAAUCGACUGUGGCGCCAACCCGAAGACGAUCGUCGUUACCGGUGACACGGUGGUGCGCUCCCAUGCCCCGAUGAACACCAUGGGCGUUGCCCUCAAGGUCCACCCCGGGGCCAAGUUGACGAUCUGCGCGCCGACGGUCAUGAUGAAGAGGAGGGAGAUGGACAACCAGCCGAUCCUUCGGGCCUUCGGAAGCAUCCACUUUGAAGUGACCAGGUGGCUCCCCGAGCACCUCGAUGGCACGCUGAUGGACAAGCACGGGGUUGUGGCCUUCGAGGGCCAAGGGUCCCUAGAAUCGCGAAACACCAUUAGGUACACGGCCACGUCUGUCGUGGUGGCCGACCCUGCGGCCGCAGACCAGAAUGAGGCCAACCUUACGGCGACGAGCAUGCCUACCGACCCUGAGCUUCGCAGGAGGCUGGACAUCCGCCACGCCAAGAGCAACAGGGAACGCGACUCCGCCGCCGCCGCUGCCAAGGACAUGUCGACGACCAACACGGCCCCUACCGCUACCGUCGGAGAAGUCGCCGACGACAAGUCCUCCUCCUCCGCCACCACCGCCCCUAACCGCGCCGAGGCGUUCUCCACUGUUGCUGAUCCCAACGACAACGAUGAUGGCGACAAGACCGCCGCUACAUCCGAGGCCACACCCGCUUCAUCUACUGCCACCGCUACACCUGCAACGCCUGCGACAAGAACUGCUGCCGACCCGAGCACUCGGGCGGACGUUGGCAACAACCCCGCUUCCGGUGCGUCGAUGGCCGAGUUCAUGACGGGCAAGGCCCGUGAGGCUCGCGCCGUCAACGACCACGGCAAGAAGGCCGGCGCCGGUGGCGGGGGCGAAGUUUCUUCGCCGAUUCCCGUUUCGAAUUCUUGGACCACCAAGAAGAAGGCACACCAGCACAGGCAGCAGCAACAGCAGCAGCAGCAGGAGGACCGGCGCCACAACAACGACGACAACAACAACAACAACAACAACAACAACAACAACAACAACAACAACAACAACAACAACAACCACUACAGCAACGGCAACACCAACGGCAACUCGUUCUCCCCGCCCGACGAGUUCCACGACGAGAACGUCUUGCGGGCCGGAAGAUUUCUGUUCGGGAAACUUAUGAGCCCGGGCAAGAAGGCCAUGAUUUACGUCUCGCCCAACUCCAGCUCCGUCGUUCACGCCUCGUCCGCCGGAAAGGCGACCCGGGACGAGGAAGGGCGAAAGAUCGGUCCCGUGCCGCAGAAACUGAAGACUGUUAUCACCCCCAACGAGCAGCAGAUGUCCAAGAUCGAGAGGAACCGUUCCGAAAUCUGGGCGCAGAGGUUGGAGAGAGGUAAGGCUGCCCGCGAGGGCGGCGAACUCAAGAGGUCAAAGAUGGCCGCCAUCACGGGCGUUCUGCCGUUUGGCAAGAACGGCUUCCGCCGGAGGCGAGAGCGCGAGCACGCCGAGGCCCACCUGAUGGAGGCCACGCUGAAGCUCACCAACAGAGGGAACUUGGAGGUUUCCAUCGACGGCACAAUUGUGCAGCGCAAAUCCCGGCCAUCUUGGUUCGGGUUCUUGAGGAGGAAAGACCCUUCGUACAAGCUGCUCGUCACGAAGGAAGGGAUCGAGAUUUAUCGACGAGGGAAACUUGACUGGGUCAUCAAGGCCGAGGACAUUUUCUAG
Messenger RNA from Ectocarpus siliculosus, 1869 nucleotides. The record is from the annotation of a GenBank genome assembly. NCBI's taxonomy places the organism in Eukaryota, Phaeophyceae, Ectocarpales, Ectocarpaceae.